AUGCGUUUCUUCUUUAUAGUGGUUUGCAUCAUAGCCGUUAUUUUACGUUUAACAACAGGAUUGCCUCAUGAUCGCAUGCGUCGUGGCCCCGUCGAUCUGAGUGGUUUAACUGGUAACGGUGGAAUGUCGUUUAUAUGUGUAUUUCCACCAUGUCCAGUACAACCGCUUGUCUUACCGUCAAUGGUUGAUUGGGAUUGGGAUGCUAUUCAUGCAAGCAUUGCACAAUGGAACAAAGAGCAAGAAGAGUUAUUAUUAUCGAAAAUAGAUGAUUAA
This is a messenger RNA of Rotaria sordida, 273 nucleotides long. NCBI's taxonomy places the organism in Eukaryota, Metazoa, Rotifera, Eurotatoria, Philodinida, Philodinidae. The record is from the annotation of a GenBank genome assembly.